Messenger RNA from Arachis stenosperma, 1667 nucleotides. Its product is annotated as malate dehydrogenase, cytoplasmic. Gene Ontology annotation, biological process: tricarboxylic acid cycle; malate metabolic process; oxaloacetate metabolic process. The transcript is spliced from 7 exons. Bases 163 to 1161 code for a protein of 332 amino acids. Gene Ontology annotation, molecular function: L-malate dehydrogenase (NAD+) activity. Lineage: Eukaryota; Viridiplantae; Streptophyta; Magnoliopsida; Fabales; Fabaceae. The record is from RefSeq and is a predicted model, not a curated record.
GUGGCAACGGCGCUCGCCGCAAGAAUAAAAGGAUAGGAAGGUUCUCCUUUCGUCAACAGUUACACACUUACACUCACUCUGUGGCUUACCUUAGCUAUUCAUCUUCAUCCUCUUCUCUUCCCGUCUUCCGUUCGGUUCCGGUUUCUUCGAUAGACAGUUCCGAUGGCCAAGGACCCCGUUCGCGUUCUGGUCACCGGUGCUGCAGGGCAAAUUGGGUAUGCCCUUGUCCCUAUGAUUGCUAGGGGAGUAAUGCUGGGCCCUGACCAGCCUGUAAUCCUCCACAUGCUUGAUAUUCCCCCUGCAGCCGAGUCACUGAAUGGCGUUAAGAUGGAGUUGGUUGAUGCUGCAUUUCCCCUUCUUAAAGGUGUGGUUGCUACAACUGAUGUGGUUGAGGCAUGCACUGGGGUUAACAUUGCUGUCAUGGUUGGUGGUUUCCCAAGAAAAGAAGGUAUGGAGAGGAAAGAUGUGAUGUCCAAAAAUGUCUCAAUCUAUAAGUCCCAGGCUUCUGCUCUUGAAAAGCAUGCUGCUGCAAACUGCAAGGUUCUUGUUGUUGCUAACCCGGCAAACACCAAUGCUUUGAUCUUGAAGGAAUUUGCUCCAUCCAUUCCUGAGAAAAAUAUUUCUUGUUUGACUAGACUGGAUCAUAACAGGGCCUUGGGUCAAAUUUCUGAAAGACUGAAUGUUCAAGUUUCGGAUGUGAAAAAUGUUAUUAUCUGGGGUAACCACUCAUCAACUCAGUACCCAGAUGUCAACCAUGCAACUGUUAGAACCCCAGCUGGGGAAAAGGCUGUCCGGGAGCUUGUUGCUGAUGAUGCCUGGUUGAAUGGGGAAUUCAUAACUACUGUCCAACAACGUGGUGCUGCAAUCAUUAAAGCUAGAAAGCUCUCAAGUGCACUAUCUGCUGCCAGUGCUGCAUGUGACCACAUUAGAGACUGGGUUCUCGGAACUCCUGAGGGUACCUGGGUGUCAAUGGGAGUUUAUUCUGAUGGAUCUUACAAUGUGCCUGCUGGACUGAUCUAUUCAUUCCCUGUUUACUGUCAAAAUGGAGAAUGGAAAAUUGUUCAAGGACUUUCAAUUGAUGAGUUCUCAAGGAAGAAACUGGAUUUGACAGCAGAAGAGCUCUCUGAGGAGAAGGCUUUGGCAUACUCAUGCCUCUCUUAGACUGCUGCUUGUUUUCUUUGCCUGACAACUGCGGUUUCCCUUGUUUACCUAUAGAAUUAGGCUCAAUUUUUGAAUAAUGCCUUUCCAAGAUCCAGAGGAACUUUUGAUGGAGUCUCCAUUUUUCUGGAAAUUACUUGUGUAUUGAAGUGUCUAUUCCCUAGAUUAUUUGAGCUUAAUGUUUUAUAACUCAUGGCCAUGUUGGAAGCUUAUGUUACCAAUCCGGGUCUUUAUUUUCGUUUUUUGGUGUCAAUGCCAGUGCAAGUCAUUUUUCUAUUUCCAUCAUGUACGCGGUGGAAACAUUGUCUUAGUUGUACCUUUUUGCGCGAGUAAGCCAUUACAAUUUACAAAGGUUCAAAAACUCGGAGUUUGUUGUUUCAUAAAUCCUAAUGAGGGCUUGAAAGUUCAAGUUCUUUAUUCGGUUGGACGCAACGUACAAUUUGGUAGUACGUUACCACAUUAGGUUCAAGAAUCAAGAUGGGUUUUAUUUUAUUUUAUUUUUAUAUUAA